Messenger RNA from Neofelis nebulosa (Clouded leopard), 2656 nucleotides. It is a transcript of the gene SECTM1, whose product is annotated as secreted and transmembrane 1. The transcript is spliced from 13 exons. The record is from RefSeq and is a predicted model, not a curated record. Gene Ontology annotation, biological process: immune response. NCBI's taxonomy places the organism in Eukaryota, Metazoa, Chordata, Mammalia, Carnivora, Felidae. Gene Ontology annotation, molecular function: cytokine activity. Bases 1 to 1788 code for a protein of 595 amino acids.
AUGCCCAUUGUCACCUCACCGGCCAAAGGCCACCUCCUGCCCACAGAGAUGCUGGUCUCAGACCACCUCCCCGCCGAGUUUGUCCUGAGGAACACCCGCCUUGGCACCUGGGGUGGGGGCGACCGCGGGUGCACCCCUUCUCUCGGGGACGCCUGGAAUACUCGAUGCCACGGAGGUACAUUCAGACACGCGUUCAACCCCAAGACAGGCCAGUGCCCCCCACUCAAGGGUCGCAGGCCUCAGCCAGGCUACCUGCUGUGGUCCCCCCAGCUGGCCCAGCCCCAGGGAACUGGACAGAUGCAAGCUGCCCCAGGGCGAGGACGGUGUGGUCUCGGCCCCACCAUCACAGGGAACCGCUCCGUGUCACCUGGAAUCUCCCCGGCGGGCCUGGAGGACGUAGGUCGGAUCCCGCGGACACGGGAAGAGUUUUAUUUCCAGUUUAGCGCCGGGAAAGCAGUGAUCGCCCGGGAGCUCCCGGCGCGUGGCCCGGCUGGGCGGGCAGCCGCCUGCCUCUUUGGGACCAGCCGGCCAUCGGCUCGGGCCGCCCCUCGCUCGCCAGCAGCAGGUCUGGACGAGGGUCUGAGGAUCGGCCCACCCCCGGCCCUCACAGCCGUCUUCUCUGAGUUGGCAUCAUCCUCGGGAACUGCCCGGCCUGCAGGGCCUCCCCUGGCCGCGGGGCCGGCCGAGCCGGGCGGUGGCACAAUCCCCGGACAGGUGAGCUGCUGGAAGUCCAAGGUGCCUCGGGGCUCGUGGGCUCCCCGCUGGCCGGCCACUCUGUCCAACGCCCUCCCACUGCCCACUGCCAGCCUGGCUUCUGAGAAGGACCGACCUCCUCCUGACAGGCCCUGGGUGUGGAUCCUGGAGCCCCAUUCGGGCAGCCUCCUCCCCACCCCCGCCGGCUCCGCCCUCGCCCUCAGCGGCCCGGGCGGCCGACUCUCCUCUGGCUCGGUGCGCACAGGAGCGGCAGCCUGUGCAGGGAGCCGGAGUGCAGGGAGUGUCCCAAGAACCAGUGAGGUUCCCUGCCUCCCUGUGCUGCCUGCCAUGCUGUCCUUGACCUUCCUCCUCCUGGUUACCAGGAUGCUCUGGCCCAUCCUCCCGGCCACCGCCCUGAGUGCUCAGGAUGGAAGAGCUGGGGACCUUCCCUGUGGAGAGGAGUGUGCCGACUGCGCACUCCUGGCCCAGGAGCUGGGGACUCCGAGGCGGGCCCCAGGGGACACGGCGGCAGCCUUGCACAGGGCCACCACUUCCCAACACUCAGACUGGGACAACCCCUCCUGCACCGAAGGCGUGGUUUCCGUGUCGAGGGGUGAGCGGGCCGUGAUGUCCUGCAACAUCUCCAACCCCUUCUUGGGCGUCACCGUCUACCUGAUUGCCCUUGGGGAGGAUUCCCAGCCCCUCUUCAGGGUGACGCCCCCAGGCUGCUUCUGCCGGGGUGAGUGGCAGCUGCAGGUACGCGGAGGUGUGGCACAGCUGGCGAUUCCGAAGGCGAGCGAUGCCCAGGCUGGGUGUUACAAGUGGCAUCUCGAAGGUCUGCAGAGGAAUAUUAAAGUCACCACGCUGAACGUUUUAGCAUCAGGCGCAGAGGCCCGGGACCUGAACCAGACAGGAGUCCUACCCCUCACCUCUUCCUGUGGCCCGCAGAUGCCGUGCCCGGGGAGGGCCGAACGCCAGUUCCAGGUGGUGCUCGUGGUCACCGGUGUCAGUGUCGCCCUCGCCAUCCUGGUGGCCAUCGUGUUAGCCUGGCGCCGACGGCACAGUCCCCUGUACUUGAAGCCCCCAGGGGUCUGAGGCCACUGGCACCGAAACUCACCCCCCAGCAACGGAGCCCCGCGUGUCCCACACCCAUCUGGUUGACAGAAGCCCGUGAACCUCGCAGAGGUGGCAGACAGGCGCAGGCCCCUGUCCCUGUCUGCUGGCCCAGGACACCUGCUCGGCCCUACGGCCCAGGGGCCAGCUCCCUGCCCGGGCAGAGGGUGGCCCCAGGUCGACUCCCCGGCUCCCCACCCCAGCCGCAGGCUCUUCUCCACCUGGGCCCCCGCAGCUCUCUUGGCUCCCCGACUCUGUGGUCAAAGAUGGGAAAAAUCUCAAGUUCCAAAACAUUCGACCUCAGAGGACCUCUCCCUCCUCUGCCCCAUCGGGGCCGGUGGGGUGGGGUUGGGGGUGUACUUCCGGCCUCGGGUGCACAAGGGGCUGCUGUAGCCUCGGAGACACCCCGCUUUGGGUCUUAGGUUGAUCUUGGGCACACCCCUGUCUUUGACCAGGAGCAAGAACAGCUUUGGGGGACUGUCCUGCCGGCAGUCCUGGGGUCAAGCUGAGGGCAUAGAGGCCUGAGGUGGGGAACCAGCCCCGCCUCCACCACUAGGGGGCUCGCCAGUGGGGGCGGGCGACAGGUGGCUCCUGGCCGUGGCACAUGGCUCCCCCCUUCUCUCCCCACCGCAGCCACAGGGCCCCUCCCCCACCGGCCCCCGCUGACCCUUCCCCACCCCAAACCCCCUUAUGUCAGAUGUCUUUCUCAUCACAACUGUAUGACUCCAUUCAGUGUGUUCUUAAGAGGGACAUACAGGCUUUUUCUAAAGUACACGUUCAGUGCUUUGGAAAACACCCAUAACGCCAAUCCUUAAGAUGAAUAAAACAAACCAAUCGAGAAACCAUGAAA